AUGCGACUCACGCCUUACGAAGUCUACCGCUUGAAGUCCCUUCAGCAUCAUGCGGUCCUAGGAUCGGAAUCACACACGUACAAUGCCCAUAUUGUGCGGGAGAGCUUGAGAGAUCGCGGCGCGCAUAUCAUCGGUACCAAGGAGAAGUGGCCUUCCACCACCCGCCGCUUUCUCUGCGUGCUGCCAGAUGUCGGUCCUUGGCCAUCCGUUCCCCACAAUUGGGAAAUGAUCCGAUUUUCCUAUUUCGCCGCGUACUGCGAGGUCGCGGACGUCCAGGCCAAAGCCUUCGCAGCCAUGAAGGUACCGCCGCCGGGGAAACGGUGCUUUCCCAUGCCUCAUCAGCUCGUCUUGGACACCAUCCGGCAAAAUCGGCCGGAGACGGAGGAGCUUUACAAGAUGCGUGGAUAUUUCACGCAGCGGUCACUGCGCCCGCACACAGCUCUUCCAGGUGAAUACGCAUGGUUGAUGCUAGAUGAAGUAGAUCAAAACCCCCGCCUUCAGCUCAAUACUACCCCUCUCGCCGACCCGCUCGCCAACAUGAUCCCCACAGUUGUCCAGCAAGACUCGAACCCCGCUCCUCGCCCUAAGAAACGAUCACGGAACGGGCGGAGUGCGGCGGCUAGGGAGAGUGCGAAAGUACGGAGGCUACAGAGGCAGGCCAGCAAUUGGGAGGAUAUCAGUUGA
Molecule: messenger RNA, 684 nt
Organism: Dioszegia hungarica
Lineage: Eukaryota; Fungi; Basidiomycota; Tremellomycetes; Tremellales; Bulleribasidiaceae
Exons: 3
Coding region: 1-684 (227 amino acids)
Source: RefSeq, a predicted model, not a curated record